UCUUAUGUACCUCAGAGCUAACAAGAACAAGCUUAAUAGCAAAUACCUAGCUUUUUCAGUUUUUUGGCUUAGCAAAAGGUAUUAAGAGUUUAACUAGGAUUUCAAGAAUGGCAAUUCCGAGAAUCGAUUUCGGCUCACCGGCCGAAGCCACCAAACCCGCUGCCCUCAAGGCUGCAUUGGCUGAGUUCAUCUCCAUGCUUAUUUUUGUUUUUGCUGGAGAAGGUUCUGGCAUGGCAUUUGCCAAGCUUUCAGGUGAUGGUCCCGCAACCCCUGCCGGGCUGGUAGCUGCUGCAUUAUCUCAUGGUUUUGCGCUGUUUGUGGCCGUAUCAGUGGGUGCUAACAUCUCUGGUGGUCACGUGAACCCUGCCGUCACCCUUGGUGCUUUCCUUGGUGGUAAAAUUUCAUUCUUCUGCACAAUCCUCUACUGGAUUGCUCAGUGCCUUGGUGCUGUGGUUGCCUGCCUCCUCCUCAACUUCUCCACUGGUGGACUGCCAACCUCUGCAUUUGCUCUAUCCUCUGGAGUGACUGUCUGGAAUGCCCUUGUCUUUGAGAUUGUGAUGACCUUUGGACUCGUGUACACCGUCUAUGCCACAGCUAUUGACCCCAAGAAGGGUGAUAUUGGCAUCAUUGCACCCUUGGCCAUUGGUCUUAUUGUUGGAGCCAACAUCUUGGCUGGUGGUGCCUUUGACGGUGCAUCCAUGAACCCUGCUGUGUCCUUCGGCCCUGCAGUUGUCAGCUGGACAUGGGACAAUCACUGGGUCUACUGGCUCGGCCCAUUCAUCGGUUCUUCAAUCGCUGCUCUCGUCUACCACUGCAUCUUCAUUCAACCAGACAACUACGAGGAGCUUCCCUAAUUUCUCUGUUUCUCCACAGCUUGUUAGGAAAAGAAAAUUUCCCCCCUUCAUCAGCCUAUAUGUUUGAAAGGCAGCUGAAGGGUUGUACAUGCUUCUUUUUUUUAACCAAAUGAUUUGAGUGCUUUCUCCCUUUUCUACUGUAUUUUUUCAAACGAAAACUAUGGCAGUUCAAUUGUGAAUCCUGGUGAAAAGUAUUUCUUUUACUUCAAUGAAUCUUUUGAUAGUUGU
Spinacia oleracea (spinach) is the source of this 1082-nucleotide messenger RNA. Its product is annotated as aquaporin TIP1-3. NCBI's taxonomy places the organism in Eukaryota, Viridiplantae, Streptophyta, Magnoliopsida, Caryophyllales, Amaranthaceae. Bases 108 to 854 code for a protein of 248 amino acids. The transcript is spliced from 3 exons. The record is from RefSeq and is a predicted model, not a curated record. Gene Ontology annotation, cellular component: membrane. Gene Ontology annotation, molecular function: water channel activity. Gene Ontology annotation, biological process: water transport; transmembrane transport.